Phacochoerus africanus (Common warthog) is the source of this 1663-nucleotide messenger RNA. RefSeq names its product 5'-nucleotidase domain containing 4 (gene NT5DC4). NCBI's taxonomy places the organism in Eukaryota, Metazoa, Chordata, Mammalia, Artiodactyla, Suidae. The record is from RefSeq and is a predicted model, not a curated record. Gene Ontology annotation, molecular function: 5'-nucleotidase activity.
AUGGCCAGCGUGGACAGGGGAGAGCCAAGGGUGGCCCGAGGGGAGCCGCAGACGGUGGAGCAGAACUGGCACUGGUGGAUUUUUGUCAACCGCAGCCUGGCACUGGGGGAUAUCCGCUGCUUCGGCUUUGACAUGGACUACACUCUGGCUGCCUAGAAGUCCCCGGCCUACGAGAUGCUGACCUUCGAGCUGCUGCUGGAGCGCCUGGUGUGCAUCGGAUACCCGCAUGAGAUUCUGCGCUACUCCUACGACCCCACCUUCCCCACCAGGGGACUGGUGUUUGAUGCUCUCUACGGAAACCUGCUGAAGGUGGAUGCCCACGGGAACGUGCUGCUGGGCACCCAAGGCUUUACCUUCCUCUGGACGCCCCUGCUCCACAGGGCAGAGAUAUGGAGCUUCUACCCCAGCAAGUUCAUUCAGAGGGACGAACUGCGUUUCCAUGUUCUCAACACACUCUUCAACCUGCCGGAAACCUACCUGUACGCCUGACUGGUGGACUUCUUCUCUGGCUGCUCCCGAUAUAUCAACCGUGACACUGGCUAUCAGCAUGGGAACCUCUUCAUGUCCUUCCGAAGCCUCUUCCAGGAUGUGACAGAUGCCAUGGAUAAUGUCCAUCAGUCGGGCUGUCUCAAGGAGAAGACCCUGGAGAACUUGGAGAGGUAUGUGGAGAAGGAUGUGAGAAUCCCCAUCCUGCUGGGCAAGAUGAAGGAGGUUGGGAAAGUGUUCCUGGCCACCAACAGCAGCUACAACUAUGCUGAUGCCAUCAUGACCUACCUGUUUGGCAUUGGUGAGGCUGGGGCCACAGCCAGGCCCUGGAGUUCCUACUUUGACCUGAUUGUGGUGGACACGCAGAAGCCACGUUUCUUUGCGGAGGGAACGGUGCUGAGACAGGUCAACACGGACUCAGGCAAACUCCGUGUGGGCAUCUACACCGGGCCCCACCAGCACUGUGCCAUCUACUCUGGAGGCUCAUCGGAUGUGGUAUGCGAAUUGCUCGGGGUACGGGGGAAGGACAUCCUGUACAUUGGUGACCACAUCUUGGCGGACAUCCUCAAGUCCAAGAAGCGGCAGGGCUGGUGGACUUGCCUGGUGGUUCCUGAGCUGUCCCGGGAGCUGGGCAUCUGGGUCCAAGAGAAGGAGAGAAUGGAGGAGCUGAAGAGGCUGGAUGUGCACCUGGCCGACCUGUACCAGCACAUGGAUGGAAGCAGUUAUGAGCUUCAACUCCUCAACUCCACCAAGAGAGAGAUUUGGAUGCCGCAGGAGUCAGUUGUGGAUCAAGAACGGGCCAAUCUGGACCCCGCCUCCUGCCUCCUCUCCUGCGGCCGGAGGGCUGAAGGCCAAGAGAGAGACGAGGACCAGGAGGGCUGCCUGGGGGCUGCAUGAGUCCUGGACACGGGCUGGCAUCACUGUCAUCUUCUACUUGAGACAUUUUCCAGACAAGUGGUUUCAGGAACAAUAUGGAAGAUGGAAAAAGCAAACAUGUUGAAAUCUUCUAAGAGUAACAGUUUGGGAGCCCAGGAACACUUCUUUUAGGGAGGAGGGUGUAUUGCUCUCAUCCUGGAAGCCAUUCCACCUCCCCCAAACCCUUGCUGCCACCCCCGCUCUGUGCCAUUGGGAAAUGUGUGUAAUAAGUGAAAUGAUUUUACCUGUUCCCUGAGCGUAU